GGAGGGAAGGGACGGCGCCGCGCUGUACAACACAACUCCCCCCCCCCACCCUCUCGUCAGACGCUAUGACUCCCAACUUGACAAAGUGAUCGGAGCUCAUUCGCUGGGAAGCAGCAGAAGGCGGCAAAGAGACAUUCCCCUCUCCACUUCCCAAAUCACGCUUUUCCCCAUCCCUUGGCUUCUUCCAUCGCAGACUUUUCUGGGAAGCUUGGACCUCAGGAGGCGCGGAACCAUGAUGCCCCCCAGCCUGGGACCCUGGACGCUGCUUCUGUUUUUCUAUGCACCACCGAAGAGCAUGGCCGAGCAAGAAGUGGAGAACCUUUCGGGGCUCUCCCAGGACCCCGAAAAGGCCAUUUUUGUCGUCCGCGAGAACGGCACGACUUGUCUCAUGGCGGAAUUUGCCGCGAAGCUGAUCGUCCCUUAUGAGGUGUCGGCCAGCAAUUUUGUGGAUACGAUCACCGAGCAAGCCUCCAUCCCGCUUUCCCGCGGGGCCGAAGAGCGAGGGAAGUGCGGCACCAACGAGUCCGAGCUCCACCUCUCCUGGCUGGACAAGGCCUACACGCUCCGGCUUUACUUCCUCAAGGAGAGCCGCAACACCAGCGCGGGUCCCGAGUCCUGGUGGAAGAUGAGCAAAGUCCAGUUCUCCUACGACAGCUCGGAGCGCACCUACUUCAAGGCCGCCGUCAACCCUGGGAAGCACACAGUCACGACGCGUCAUCUUUCAGCUUUAGUUACCCCAGCUGGAAGAUCUUAUGAAUGUCAAGCUCAGCAGACCAUCACCCUGCCUGCCAGUGACCAUCAAAAAUCAAUACUUCUCUUGCUGUCAGAGGUCCACAUACAGCCCUUUGACAUCAGCUCUGAUUUUGUUUUCAGUGAAGAACAUAAAUGUCCAGUUGAUGAAAGAGAACAAUUAGAAGAAACCCUUCCUCUUGUGCUGGGCUUGAUCUUGGGACUGUUGAUUGUGAUAACCCUCGGCGUUUAUCAUCUCCAUCUCAAAAUGACAGCAAAUCAAGUCCAAAUUCCACGGGACAGAUCUGAAUAUAAGCAUAUGGGAUAGCUGACAAAGUAACCAAUCUGGGGGAGGGGGAAGCACCUCUUACGGAGAGGUUGAGGAAUUCUUGACUGGACUAUGACCAAAUAGA
Molecule: messenger RNA, 1142 nt
Organism: Anolis sagrei ordinatus
Lineage: Eukaryota; Metazoa; Chordata; Lepidosauria; Squamata; Anolidae
Gene: LAMP5
Product: lysosomal associated membrane protein family member 5
Biological process (GO): establishment of protein localization to organelle
Cellular component (GO): plasma membrane; late endosome membrane; lysosomal membrane
Source: RefSeq, a predicted model, not a curated record